AUGAAUUAUUUCUAUAUCCAAUCAAGUCAUGCAAACCUAAUAAGGUGGAAUAUUUUAACUAAUAUUUAUUUAAGGAUUAAGUUAAUAAUUCUUAUUUUAUUCAAGGUUGAUUGGAUUGAUUGUAAUAAACGGGGAGGUUCUAAUGGAGAGGAAUUUGACAGACAUUUUCUUUUAGUCGAUUCUAUGCAAGAUAAUUUAUUUUUGACAGCUCGAAUUUAUUCAAAGAUGGUAUUGGUUGAAGCACAUGUAAUUAAAGGAAAAUUAAUUGUUAAAUUUCCACCAGGCAAAAAUUUGAAAAAAAUAUUUAAAAUUAAUCAAAAAAAUAAAAUUAAGAUGAUAAAGUUGUUGAAGUAG
Messenger RNA from Meloidogyne enterolobii, 354 nucleotides. The record is from the annotation of a GenBank genome assembly. Lineage: Eukaryota; Metazoa; Nematoda; Chromadorea; Rhabditida; Meloidogynidae.